CCUCAAUACUUCAUUUCUCUUUCUCUACAUUACCACAUUGCAUGGUCGUUUCCUUCGUAUUCUCAUUCUCUUUCGUUUCACAUUCGUUUUAGGGUUUAUCCCUUUCAGUUCUUCAGUUCGUUUAAGCUCGCACCUUUCUGAGAAUCAGAAAAAAUGGCAGGAAAUGGCAAUGGAGCAGAAUUCAGUUUCGUUGGUACUGCUAAUGGAAAUGGAACAGCAAGAAAUGGAUUAGCAAAGAUACAAACACAUGAAAAGAAACCAAAUGGAAUAUGUCAUGAUGAUACCGCCGCUCCCGUGAAAGCUCAAACUCUAGAUCAACUUCAUUCCUUUCAAAAGAAAAAAUCUGCUCCUACGACUCCUAUCAAAGGUUCUCAGGGUGCUUUAUUCGCUGAAGAAGAUCGCAGUAAACAACAACUCCAAUCCAUCAGUGCGUCUUUGGCAUCACUAACAAGGGAGACAGGACCAAGAGUGGUGAAAGGAGAUCCAGCAAAGAAAGGACCUGAAACCCCAAAGGCUUCACAUGUGUCGCAUCACCACCAUUUCACACCCACUCUCAGCAUCAGUGACAGUGCUCUCAAGUUCACCCACAUCCUCUACAAUCUCUCGCCUGCAGAGCUGUAUGAACAGGCGAUUAAGUAUGAACAUGGAUCAUUCAUAACAUCAAGCGGAGCAUUAGCAACUCUAUCAGGUGCAAAGACUGGUAGAUCUCCAAGAGAUAAAAGGGUUGUCAAAGAUGAAACUACUGAGGAUGAGCUCUGGUGGGGAAAGGGCUCACCAAACAUUGAAAUGGAUGAACACACCUUCUUGGUUAACAGAGAAAGAGCUGUGGAUUACUUGAACUCACUGGAUAAGGUGUUUGUUAAUGAUCAAUUCUUGAACUGGGAUCCAGAAAACAAAAUCAAAGUCCGUAUUGUAUCAGCUAGAGCCUAUCACUCCUUAUUUAUGCACAACAUGUGUAUUCGACCCACACCUGAAGAGCUGGAGGAUUUCGGUACUCCGGACUUCACUAUUUACAAUGCUGGUCAGUUUCCAUGUAAUCGUUACACCCAUUACAUGACUUCCUCUACUAGUAUAGAUCUUAAUCUUGCUAGGAGGGAAAUGGUUAUCCUCGGUACCCAGUAUGCCGGGGAAAUGAAGAAGGGUCUUUUCAGCGUUAUGCAUUACCUCAUGCCCAAGCGUCAAAUUCUCUCCUUACACUCUGGUUGCAAUAUGGGAAAAGAUGGCGAUGUCGCCCUCUUCUUUGGUUUAUCAGGUACUGGAAAGACAACUUUGUCUACUGACCACAAUAGGUAUUUAAUUGGAGACGAUGAGCACUGUUGGAGUGAGAAUGGUGUUUCAAACAUUGAAGGUGGAUGCUAUGCCAAGUGCAUUGACCUCUCAGGAGAAAAAGAACCAGAUAUCUUCAAUGCUAUCAAGUUUGGAGCUGUGUUGGAAAAUGUUGUAUUUGAUGAGCACAACCGAGAGGUGGACUACACAGACAAAUCUGUCACAGAAAAUACUCGUGCUGCAUACCCUAUCGAAUACAUCCCCAACGCAAAGAUACCAUGUGUAGGGCCACACCCUAAGAAUGUCAUUCUUUUGGCAUGUGAUGCUUUUGGUGUGCUCCCACCAGUGAGCAAAUUGAACCUGGCGCAGACCAUGUAUCACUUCAUUAGUGGUUACACUGCUCUGGUUGCUGGAACAGAGGAAGGAAUCAAGGAACCGCAGGCAACAUUUUCAGCCUGUUUUGGAGCAGCAUUCAUUAUGUUGCAUCCUACCAAAUAUGCUGCUAUGCUUGCUGAGAAGAUGCAGAAGCACGGUGCUACAGGGUGGCUCGUCAACACUGGAUGGUCCGGUGGAAGCUAUGGUUCAGGUAACCGCAUCAGGUUGCCCUACACCCGAAAAAUCAUCGACGCCAUCCAUUCUGGCAGUCUCCUGAAUGCAAAGUUCAAGAAAACCGAAGUGUUUGGCCUUGAGAUCCCUACUGAAGUCGAGGGAGUUCCGUCAGAAAUCUUGGAUCCAAUGAACACUGUAAGAGCAGUUUUACCUCUUCUCUUUCAGACUCCUAAAUUUUUUGUGAAAUUAACAAUGUGCACUUUUUUUAUUGUUCUGUUGAAAAUUCAGUGGUCAGACAAGGAUGCCUACAAGGAGACAUUGUUGAAGCUCGGUGGACUAUUCCGGAAGAACUUUGAUGUCUUUGCAAGCUACAAGAUUGGUAAAGACAGCAAGCUCACAGAAGAGAUCCUUGCUGCUGGUCCUGUAUUCUGAUCAAUGUUUUAGAAGAUGACUACUUGAGAUAAGAUAGGACAAUGAAAUGAUAAUAAAGAUAAUGAUGAAAAGACAAUAAAAUUAGUUGUUUGUUGGUAGGAGAUUGGUGAUUAUAGUUUGGUGGAGGACUGUUGGUCGAUUUGUAAUGCUCUCUAGUUAUUGUUAUGUUGGAAUCCGUCUUAGUUUAAAUAUAUGUAAAACAUGCUUUCUUAAGCGUUCGCAUAUUGUAUGAUCAAUACAUAUAUUGAAAGCAGCAAUGUUCUUUUUCUCCA
Messenger RNA from Papaver somniferum (opium poppy), 2519 nucleotides. Its product is annotated as phosphoenolpyruvate carboxykinase (ATP)-like. Gene Ontology annotation, cellular component: cytosol. Gene Ontology annotation, molecular function: ATP binding; phosphoenolpyruvate carboxykinase (ATP) activity. The coding region runs from base 154 to 2247 and encodes 697 amino acids. The transcript has 12 exons. The record is from RefSeq and is a predicted model, not a curated record. NCBI's taxonomy places the organism in Eukaryota, Viridiplantae, Streptophyta, Magnoliopsida, Ranunculales, Papaveraceae. Gene Ontology annotation, biological process: gluconeogenesis.